GACAGGAAAUAACAUGCAGACGCCUGCAACUGGAAGUUGUUUGGCUUUAUAAACACCGAACAGCAUUUACAGAGACCAAGUAAAGAAGAAAAACAAGCGCUCACUAUGCGCCUGUCUUAAAUGAUCAUCUAACGCUCCUAGCUACAACAUUUUUUGAGAGAAAUCGGACUGACUGCAGCGUAUGAAGUAAGAAAUCAGCAUGACUCAGUGGGAAAGACUGAGGAAACUGCCCGCUGUUUACGCACAGCAGUUACAUGAGCUCUAUGACAGGGAUGCUUUGCCCAUGGAUGUUCGGCACUACCUGUCUGGUUGGAUAGAGAAGCAGGAGUGGCAACGAGCAGCGCGGGACCAAGACUUGGCCAUAGUCCUGUUCCAGGUCCUGUUGGAGAACCUGGAUAUCCAGCACAGUCGCUUUGUACAAGAGGAGUCUUUCUUAAUGCAGCACAACAUUAGACGCUAUAAACAUAACUUUCAGAAGUACCAGGAUGACCCGAUGACCUUGGCAAGCACAAUCUCAUGGUUUUUGGAGAAAGAGAAGGAGAUCUUGCAGACUGCUGAUCUGGAUCAACAGGUCCAGUUUUUGCAUGUGGAAGAGGAAGCCAUGGAAACAACCAGCCAGCAGGACCUUGAACGUAAAAUGGCCGGCCUCAGGAAUGACGUGCAGUGUAUGGAACAUACAAUGAUAUGUCUGGAGGAGCAGCAAGAUGAGUUUGAUUUUAAAUACCAAACCCACACGAUGGAAGCUAGGGGAGACGAGGCUGAUAGGAACCAACAAAUGAAAGUUCUUCAAUCACUUGUCAACAGACUCAAUGACUGUAGAAAGAGCACAUUGACAGACCUAAACAAGCUCUUGGACAGGAUUGAAGACCUGAUCAACACUUUGGUGAAGAAAGAGCUGGUGGAGUGGCAGAGGAGGCAACAGAAAUCCUGCAUUGGAGCUCCAGACAAUGUUUGCCUGGAUCAGCUAGAGAAAUGGUUCACUUGUGUGGCAGUGUGUCUGUUCCAAGUGCGCGAGUUUAUUGGUAAACUGGAGGAGCUGGUAGGAAAAGUGUCUUAUGACAACGACCCUGUGAAGGUCCACAGACCAGCUCUGCAGGAGAGAGCAGAUACUCUUCUGAAAGACUUAAUUAAGAGUGCCUUUGUGGUUGAGACUCAGCCAUCCAUGCCUCAGGGGAAAGGUCCAUUGGUUCUCCGCACAAAUGUCCAGUUCUCUGUUAAGACCAGAUUCCUUGUGAAGUUUCUUGAGCUGAACCACUCCAUGAAAGUAGAUGUAUCCAUGGACAGGGAGGCACCUCAGCUCAAAGGGUAUCGACGUUUUAAUGUCCUGGGGACCAAAAGCAAAGCCUUGAACAUGGCAGAGAGCCAGAGCGGAGGCAUGGUGGCAGACUUCAGACAUCUAACUUUGAAGGAGCAGAAGUGUGGAGGUGGCGGCAAAGGAGUCAGUGAUAUUUCUCUGAGUGUUACAGAGGAGCUGCACAUCAUCUACUUCAACACUGUGUUUGAGCUGAAAGGCGUGUCAGUUCAUCUGCAGGCAUCCUCCCUCCCAGUGGUCAUCAUCUCCAACUCCAGCCAGCAGCAGAGCGCCUGGGCCUCUGUCCUGUGGUUCAACAUGAUCAGUCAGGACACCAAAGACGUCAUGUUCUUUGCCAACUCUCCUGCUGCCACUUGGCCACAAUUCAGAGAGAUGCUGAGCUGGCAGUUUCUCUUUGCCACCAAACGUGGUCUGAAUGAUGAUCAGCUGGAAAUGAUUGCAGUUAAACUCUUUGGAAGGCAGCAGAACUAUGACACCUUCAAAGUAGCUUGGUCCAAAUUUAGCAAGGAAAACAGUCCCGACACAUUCUGGGUGUGGUUUGAUGGCAUCUUGGUGAUGGUGAAGACGUAUCUUGAAGACCUGUGGAGGGAUGACCUCAUUAUGGGUUUUGUGAGCAAAGGCAAAGAGAAGUCCCUCCUGAAGAAAAAACAGACAGGCACGUUCUUGUUGCGCUUCAGUGAAAGUGUCAUUGGAGGUAUCACCUUCUCCUGGGUGGAUACCACCUCAACUGGUGAGCCUGAAGUAAAGACAGUCCAGCCCUUCACCAAAGUUGACCUUUGCCAGAUUCCCUUCCAUGAAAUCAUCAGGAAUUUCCAGAUCUUAGAAGCUGAAAAUGUCCCAGAAAAUCCGCUACUUUAUUUAUAUCCCAACACCCCGAAAGGCGAGGCUUUUGGAAAAUACUACACUGACAAAACUGGAUCUGAAAAUCCUUAUAUAAAGUACAUCAAAACCAAGCUGAUGUUUGUGUCAAAGGAGAACACACUGGAGGCUAAGUCACCCAUGUCCUCUGACAUGGCACAGGGUGAAGGCCUGGAGCCAAACAAUGGCCCGUGUGGAGAGGCAGCUGAACAAAACAACGAUCUUCAUCCUCUGGAGUCUUCUCUGGAAACAUAUCCUCCUGAUCCCAUGCUGUCUGGCCCGGUUGGAAACCCAGAGGACGAUUUACUUUUGUAUCUUAACAACCCCAACCUCUUUGAUGAUACUGACAUCUUACAAGAUGAACAAAUGCUACCUGAUUUCAGUCUUCAAGCAUUUCAUUGUCUGCCUCAACAAUCCUGUGGAAGCAUGUUCAGAUAAGCAUCUGUUGAUGUUUAAUUUAGCCAAAUCACUAUAUCUCUCUCAUCAUCAGCUUUACUUUUAGCUUCUUACAUACAUGUCACAAACUUGUAGCAUACAUAGCAAAUCCAGCACUGACAUAAUAGUUUGCUUUGAAUAUUUUUUUACUAUGAAAUACUUCACAGCCACUCUGCUAAUCCUGACUGGGAAUAUUUAUGAAAAACUUUUGUUAUCUGCAUUUGACUGCUCACGUUUACUUGGAAAUCAUCAGAAUAUAGCCAUUACAAUUCCAAAUUGUUAUGCUGUCAUAUUGUUAAAUGUGGUUCAGUGAGAAUAUUUGAAGACAUUAAAGAGAGAUAAUUGAAUGAGCUGGACUCAUAGCCACUCCACUAGUGUCCCAGAUACCUCUAUUAGACCCCUUAAAUAUUAAACUCUAAAAGAUAUGAAACAAUUAGCAUUUCGGGACACUGGAUUUUUCAGUAUCAGUUUCAGUUUCAGUUUUUUAAUUUUUUCAUACAUCCAAAGAAUGUCAUAAAUCUGACAUUUUAAACUGAGGGAAAAGGAUCACUUGAGGUAUUGUACAUAAUUGAGACUGCACAUUAUUUGUUUUAUACCUGUUGUUUCUCUCUGACAUGUUCUGGUUGUGAUUCACUAUCCUUAAACAUGGCAGUUCCUCCCUUUAUAUACUUUAACAUUCAUCUGUUCCAUUUAUAAAUCAAAAUGAAUUGUUAAUACCAAUAAAUGUGAAAUGACUGUUUGUUUGUUCUGUUUACUAAUAACUGAAUGUUGUUGAUAUUAACAUCAAUUAAGAAAAAUAAACAGAUAUGAACUUA
Scomber scombrus (Atlantic mackerel) is the source of this 3420-nucleotide messenger RNA. It is a transcript of the gene stat2, whose product is annotated as signal transducer and activator of transcription 2. Gene Ontology annotation, biological process: type I interferon-mediated signaling pathway; regulation of cell population proliferation; cell surface receptor signaling pathway via JAK-STAT. The record is from RefSeq and is a predicted model, not a curated record. Gene Ontology annotation, molecular function: DNA-binding transcription factor activity, RNA polymerase II-specific; RNA polymerase II cis-regulatory region sequence-specific DNA binding. NCBI's taxonomy places the organism in Eukaryota, Metazoa, Chordata, Actinopteri, Scombriformes, Scombridae. The coding region runs from base 200 to 2608 and encodes 802 amino acids. The transcript has 24 exons.